CCGCCUGCUUGCCCCGUUUCCACGCUUACGCCUCAGGCACCAAACUUUGCAAAAGCCACGCGCCCGCUAGCCACUCCGUUAAAUCACUCCAUCAAGCCCCGUCCCACCUCCUUCACUUCAAUCAUCAUUGCCCAUCAUGUGCCCUCGUUAGCAUCUAUUGAGCAUACAUACACAUGUACUCACCACAGCAAACUGCCUCUCUUUCUCUCUCCCGUUCCACUGCUUUGUUUGGGACCGCCACUCCCACUUUGUUUCAGCGCGUCCUUCUCCCGCUCCAUCAAAGCUUCUGCUCCAGUACCUGAAACCCCUGUCAUCAUCCGUCGCUGCUUCCCGUUAGCCUUCGCGAAUGCCUACACCACAUCUACAUCUACACUCAGUCCACUGCGCUCUCCCAUUUUCCUAUCCAGCCAUGCAUCCAUCUUUUUUUGAUCCCAUUUUUCCCUUUCCGGCCACAUCGGUUUGGCUUUGUAUGCAUGCUGCUGCUUACCACUAAGAUGAGCAAGCCUCCAUGUCCGGCAAGCGGACUCCGCCCUCUCGUAAUCCAACCUCCACCGGACAUGCGCCAGAGCACCCAAGGCUACGUUCCGGACUCCAUCAAAUCGUUUACUACUCCAUUGGCAAACUCUCAAUCCAUCUUCGCCGCAUAGACAAAACAUCAAGACUUUCUCUCCUCGUGCAUCUGGUUCAGCUGCGCUGCCUUCGCUGUAUCCCUUCCACCCGCCCAGCACCCUCAAUGCAUGCUUGACUCGUUUCGCAUUGCCUUUACACACCACAUCUUGCCACUUACUACCUACCGCUAUGCCCAACUUCCCCUCCCCUUUUCCCUUUUGUAUUUCGCGCGUACGCCAUCAUGUUUUGUUUCCAUCCCCGCUGUUUCGUUUCUGUCCCGAACAGUCCGCAUAAAAGCCCACAUGUCACUCAACACCCGCCCGACCGCCUGCGUUUCGCGAAACACGCUGCGCUUCACCAAACACCCAACCCCACGCCCGCCGGCGAUCACUCUCUCUUUCUCUUUUCACUCGCCCUCCGACGCAAUGCAUGAAUGUCGCAACCCAAACCCCGAUCGCUCGCCCUGGGAAACAAAAACCCGCACGCAGGUCAAUCUUUCCCCGCACUCGUUCAUGCUAUAG
Messenger RNA from Periconia digitata, 1130 nucleotides. The record is from the annotation of a GenBank genome assembly. Lineage: Eukaryota; Fungi; Ascomycota; Dothideomycetes; Pleosporales; Periconiaceae.